GGCACCCACUGUGGUAGUGGGCAGUGAUGGCAAAGCCGUGCUGCCCUGGGAGGAACUGGCGGAUCUUUCCUUGCCUCAGGAAUCGCAAUGGUCGCGACACGGGUGCUUUGGCAAUGCAACAUGAUCAGUGACUCCACUGACAAACCGAGGCUUCACAACCAGCUCGUCCCCAGUGAUCUUAUGGUUGAACCUUCCUUCCCUCAGGACAACAUAACGGCGCUGAAAAACCUGGGCCACAACGUGACCAAGCGCUGCGGAAUGUUCAACAUUGUGUCUGGAGUGCAGCAGAAAGAUGGACGCAUCUAUCCAUACUCUGACCCAAGAAACCCCGACGUCGAAGAGAGCAAAUGAAAAGUUGUGCGUCGCAUCUGUAGAUGCUAGAGCCUAGGCGUGUAGUGUACUAUAUGCAUUCAUAAGUCUUGCAUUGGCUAACAGUGUAGUGGCUAACUAACACACUGUGAGUUAACUAACAGUGUGUUAGCUAACUUUUCUUGCGCUGCACGUUUUACAAAAGCAAUUCAUUUCUCGCAUAUUGGAAAGUUUAUCUAUUUGACAUUCGUCGUCUGGUCCGACAAUAUCCCAUCGUUGAACGUAGAUUUACGCCCACUCAACGAGGAAAAUGU
Rhipicephalus sanguineus (brown dog tick) is the source of this 623-nucleotide messenger RNA. RefSeq names its product scoloptoxin SSD20-like. The transcript has 3 exons. Bases 88 to 351 code for a protein of 87 amino acids. The record is from RefSeq and is a predicted model, not a curated record. NCBI's taxonomy places the organism in Eukaryota, Metazoa, Arthropoda, Arachnida, Ixodida, Ixodidae.